This is a messenger RNA of Rhipicephalus microplus (southern cattle tick), 4578 nucleotides long. RefSeq names its product multidrug resistance-associated protein 1 pseudogene. Lineage: Eukaryota; Metazoa; Arthropoda; Arachnida; Ixodida; Ixodidae. The record is from RefSeq and is a predicted model, not a curated record.
GCCGCGCUGUGUUCUUAGUGAGAGUGCCGCACGACCAGCACGAUCCGCGGCUGCACCCCGUCUAUGACCCUUGCAUGCUCGUCGGUCAGCGGGCGGGCAGCAUGGCGGAGUCUUCCUUCUGCCUGACCCCCGUCUGGGACUGGGAACUUACCUGGUAUUCGGCUUACCCUCGCUUCACCAACUGCUUCGAGUCGACCGUGCUUGCCUACCUGCCGGGAAGCGUCCUGCUUCUCUUCGGUUUCCUGCCAUGGAUCCUGUGCGACACCGGGAACAAGGGGUGUCCCGUGAUGAGGACCAGACCACUAUGCUUCACUCCGCUCAGUGUCCUGCGCCUCCUGUUCAGCCUGACCCUCGCCCUGGCGUACGGUUUCUCAUUCACCUGUAAGCUCAGCAUGGAGGUGCCAUACUCGUCUUGGGCUUCGCUGACUGCCGACAUGGUUCGCUGCGUCACGUUCGCGAUCACGAUAAUCAUGCAAGAGCACAACCGGCGGCAAGGCGCCGGUUCUUCGAACCUGAUGAUGUUCUUCUGGUUCGUGGCGGCCGUCACUCAACUCCCGGAGUACUUCCACUACCUCGAAGACGUGUUCCGAGACGACGUUGACGUGCCGGAUGUGUUCCCCAUUGAAUUCGCUGUCAGCAUGAUUUCCUAUCCGAUGGUGGUGGUUCAAUUUGUACUGUCCUGCAUCACCGACCUUCGUCCUGACACCAAAAGACCAUACGUUACCGCCGGGCCACUUUCGUCUCUGAUGUUCAUAUGGAUGACGCCACUGAUCGUGAAAGGUUUCAGGCGGAGCCUGGAACUCAUCGACCUGUUCAAAGCGAGGCCGGAGUUAGUGACGCGUGUGAAGCAUGAUGAGUGGAGUGUUUACUGGAACAAGGAGCUGGACUCUGCUGGUUACAAGCACCAAGAUGGUUCCUGCGAAUGUGUGAAGCCAACUCCGUCGCUCUUCAGAACAAUGAGAAAGGCCUUCUGGAAACCGGUUCUGCUUGGUUGCAUCCUCGGUUGUAUCCGAACAAUAGUGAGAACAGCACCUGCAUUGUUGCUCCACCUUAUCACGGGUUACAUGGCUAGCGACGAGCCCACAUGGAAGGGUGUCAUGUAUGCGUUUGGAAUAGUGGGCGCUAACUUCAUAACGGCGAUGUUUGUGCGCCAUAUUGACUGUACACUUUCGCUUACUGGCCUCGGCAUGAAAGCGGCCAUUAUUGGUGCAAUAUACCGGAAAGCGUUAAAGAUUUCGAGCGAAGGACAGCAAGAUUACACGGUCGGUGAGAUGGUGAACUUGGUUUCUGUAGACGCUGACCGCGUAUUUAGACUGGCAGCAUCUUUCGGUUUUAUUUCCUCUGCACCAUUGCUUAUAAUUAUCUCAAUAGUGCUUUUAUGGCAGUAUCUGGGCGUCGCCUGUUUGGCUGGUAUUGGUGUUAUGAUCGUUAUUAUGCCACUCGUACUCAUCGUCAUGAGCCUCGGUCAGAAGUACCAGGCAGCGCAGAUGAAGCUAAAGGACCGAAGAAUAAAGAGUAUGUCGGAAAUAUUAAAUAGCAUCAAGAUCCUGAAGUUGUUCGCUUGGGAAAACCCAUUUACGGAAAAAAUUGAAACGUUGCGCUCGCAAGAAGUUACUUUGCUCAAAAAGUACUCGUACCUUACCGCCUUCAGCUGCUUCUGCAUGACUUGUUCCUCGGUGCUGGUGGCUUUCUCAAGUUUUGUCACCUACGUGCUGAUCAGCGACAGGAACGCUUUGAACCCGACCAUAACGUUUGUUUCCUUGACGCUCUUCAAUCAGAUGCGAUACUCCAUGUUCCUGAUUCCGGACUUCAUCUCGAACGCAAUACAAACCAAUGUGGCUUUCGGCAGAAUAAGGAAGUUCCUGAUGUCAUCUGAAAUAGAUCGGUGCGCAGUGUCGCGAAGGCCGGCAGAUGGCGAAGACGUCACAAUAAAAGGCGCGACACUGUCCUGGUCGUGGGACAAAGAAUGCGUUUUGCACGACAUCGACUUAUCUGUGAAAACUGGUGAGCUGGUUGCGAUUGUUGGCCCCGUCGGGAGUGGAAAGUCUUCACUACUCUCAGCUCUGCUCGGUGAUCUUAGGAUUCGGUCCGGAUCAGUGGACUGCAUUGAAGACGUUGCUUAUGUUCCCCAAUGUCCCUGGAUUCAAAACAAAACAGUGAGAGACAACAUCCUGUUUACGAAGGGCUUCGAUGGGAAACUGUACGACAAAGUUCUACGAGCAUGCUGCCUUGAAAAAGACCUGGAAAUAUUGCCUGGUGGUGACUUGACUGAGAUAGGCGAGAAGGGCAUCAAUCUUAGCGGCGGUCAAAAGCAAAGAGUAAGCUUGGCACGAGCCGCUUAUCAGCGCAAAGGCCUGUAUCUUUUCGAUGAUCCUUUGAGUGCAGUUGAUGCCCAUGUUGGUGUGGCUAUCUUCAAGGACCUGAUUGGUCCACGAGGCCUUCUCAAAGGCGUGACGAGAGUUCUGGUUACUCAUAAUCUUUCAGUGUUGCCGGACGUCGAUCGCAUUGUUGUUAUGAGAGGAGGGUCCAUUGUGGAGAGUGGCACCUACCAAGAGCUUAAGGAAGAAGGUAGCGUUCUGUCAGAACUCCUCAAUGAAUUCGUCAGGAAGAAGAAGCGGAAGCAGUCAGAGCAGGGGGAGGAUUCUGGCACGGAAACAGACUGCCAUGUCGGAAGGCAAACCAGAGAAGGAGGAGAUGAAUAUCGUUCAGAAAGAGAUAGUCGAGGAGGGUUCGAUCAGGCUUCAUUGGCGUGGCCCUGCUAUGGAGGGUCGCUCUUUCGGCCUCAACAAGGUUGCACUGGUUUGAUGCUCUCCGGCGUCAUGAGAGCUCCACUAUCUUUCUUUGAGGCAACUCCUUCUGGCCGCAUAUUGAACAGGUUCGGCAAAGAUGUCGACCAGCUCGACGUCCAACUUCCCAUGGUGGGCAACUUCUUCCUGGAGUUUCUCAUUCAAAUUAUCGGCAUGAUAGUGCUAAUUUCUGUAAACCUUCCGAUAUUCAUUCUCAUCGCCAUUCCGGUCGUCGUGUCAUUCGUUAUUCUGCGACAAGUGUACGUCAAGUCUUUGCGUCAGGUCAAAAGACUCGAGUCAGUGACCCGAUCGCCUGUCAACAACCAUCUUGCCGAGACCGUGACGGGCCUAUCGAGCGUGCGGAGUUAUGGCGUCCAGCGAAUAUUCGUCGAGGACAAUGACCUACAAAGUCGACGUCACACAAAACUGCACAGUCAACAGUCUGCACUGCAACUACUGGAUGCAGAUACGCCUCGAAAUAAUCGGCGACAUCCUGCUCAUCACAAUGCUUUUGCUUCUAGUCACCAACAGAAACAACAUCGAUGCCGGAAUGGCUGGCUCAUGGUAUCUUACUCGCUUAACACCAUCGCACCGUUCAACUACCUCAUUUAUUUCUCCACGGAACUUGAAGCGAAUCUUGUUUCUGCCGAGCGCCUGGACGAGUAUAGGAGACUCACCCCGGAAGCACCUUGGAGUCUUGGCUGGAGUCCCGACCCGGCGUGGCCCCGAGAGGGUGCCGUGUGCUUCAGGUCUUAUUCAACUCGCUACCGAGAUGGCUUGGAUCUAGCGUUGAAUAAUAUUAAUCUCGACAUAAGGGCGGGCGAAAAGAUUGGAGUCGUUGGCCGGACAGGUGCCGGCAAGUCAACCAUGACUCUCAGUCUCUUCCGCAUUGUGGAAAGGUGUGAGGGCCAAAUCGUGGUGGACGGCAUCGACAUUUCGACGAUAGGUUUGCACGAUCUGCGCUCCCGGAUCACAAUCAUUCCGCAGGACCCAGUGCUGUUCCACGGGACGCUGCGUUACAACCUCGACCCCACCGGGAACCACGGCAGUGAAGAACUCUGGGCUGCUCUGGAAAGAGCGCACCUCAAGGACGCCUUUGAAGAAGUUGGCCUCGACUUCGAGGUCACUGAGGGUGGACUGAAUCUGAGUGUGGGACAGAGGCAGCUGGUGUGCCUGGCUCGCGCCGUUCUCAGGAAGACAAAGAUUCUGGUUCUGGACGAAGCCACAGCGUCAGUGGACAUGGAGACCGACCUGCUUGUGCAGCAGACCCUGAGGGAGCAUAUGGUGGACUGCACCGUCAUCACUAUUGCGCACAGGCUGCACACAGUACUUCACUCGGACCGGGUUGUGGUCAUGGAGCAGGGCCGCAUCAUUGAAGUGGGCGAGCCGGCAGUGUUGCUUGCUGAUGGUCACACGUCGUUCCACUCGAUGGCUCACGAGGCUGGUCUUGUGUCGGAUGGAAGAUCUGCCAGUGAACCCGAAACCUGACCUUGCGUUUGUAGCGACCGCGGAGGUGAAUCACGUUAAGUGGUGGUGUGCUUCCAACUCAUGAAUAUUUAUGGCGAUCAUCGCAUAGCUGUCAGCAGUGGGAUUGAACGACGACUAAUCUGUUAUUAUUUAUGCUUUGUCUCCCAGCUGACGUGAUGACUGUGGUGACUAUGAAAGACUUGUAUGACUACCUGUCUGUGUCGUGGCGUGCACAUUUAAAUUUGGUGUUACAGUUUGGCCGAAACACACGUGCCUUGGCUCAAUGACUUCCAAAGCAUUGCAUAAAAUUUAACCAUAACCAAUA